Messenger RNA from Ipomoea triloba (trilobed morning glory), 2015 nucleotides. RefSeq lists its product as uncharacterized. The coding region runs from base 527 to 1714 and encodes 395 amino acids. The record is from RefSeq and is a predicted model, not a curated record. The transcript is spliced from 2 exons. Lineage: Eukaryota; Viridiplantae; Streptophyta; Magnoliopsida; Solanales; Convolvulaceae.
GUCUUUCAUUUGAGCCUUUGUUUUUGUUUUGAGAACUGUUUUGUUUUCCCAUGUCUGUCUGAAUUCAAUAUAGAUGAUGGGGUUUCUAGCUCUGUGAAGUUUGUUGAUUUGAGGUUCAUUUUCAUGUGUUGUGUGAAUCUGGGUUGGAUUGGGAUUUGGGAUUUGGGAUUUUGGGAUUUGGGAAGGGGAAACUCCCUCAUUUUGGGGAACAAGAAAACCUGCAAUCACGUGUGCAAUGAGUAAACUUUGACCUUGUGACCUAAUCCCUAGCCCGAGUGUGUGAAUUGGGUAAACCUUGUCGUGUCGAAGGACCGCAAAAGCAGGCAAACCAACUUAGGUUGCCUAUAGUUGAUCGACGAAAAUGAGGAUUGGUGUUGUUCAUGGUGAUAUGGUGAAUUAAGUGUAAUUCUCAGAUUCUGAAGAGGUUUGACGUUGUCAUUGUCAUUUGACUGAUUUGCGGUUUUGUGGUUAUGUUGAAUUGAGUGAUAUUCAGAUUCUGAAGGGGUUUGUUUAACAUUGUGUGACAAUGCCCUCUUCAGAAAAUCAGGGCUCUUUUUCUCGUAUUCCUUUCCCUUCGUUUCGUCGUGGGAUUUUUUCUAUCAGGAGUGAUCAGAUACACUCGGUGGAAAGUGAGCAGGGGGGGUCUAGUAGCCAAGAGUCUGGAGGGUCGGAGUUAAGGUCAUUUCAAAGACUAGUUUCAUCUCGGUUUUCUGAUCUCUCGGUGGCAAAUGGGGAAGAAUUCCUCUCGGUUUCGUGGGUAAGGAAGUUGUUGGAUGCGUUUGGGGAUUGUCAGGAUGAGUUUAGGGCGGUCUUAUGCAGCCGCAAAGAGUUCAUCUCGAAGCAGAGUCAAGACAAGAUCCUCUCGGAUUAUUUUGAUAUGAAUAUUAAGGCGCUCGAUAUAUGCAAUGCGACCCGAGAUGGGAUUCAGAAGAUUCAUUUGUGGCAGAGGCAUUUGGAGAUCGUCGUUUCUGCAUUGGAUCCUCCUCAACAAAGAAUGAUCGGCGAGAGUCAUCUGCGUCGAGCGAGAAAAGCUCUGACGGAUUUGAGUCUAGCGAUGCUAGAUGAAAAGGACACGGGGUCCGUCUUUUCGAUCCGGAACCGGUCUUUUGGACACCACAACAGGACUAAAGACCACCCUCAACGUUCCCCAAGGCACUCGAGGUCUCUCUCGUGGAGCGUGUCGCCCUCCUGGUCCGCAUCCAAGCAGCUUCAGCUUAUCGCCAACGGUUUAGUCCCUCCUAACGCCAACGAGGUUGCCGCUACUAACGGUCUAGCUACACUCGUGUUCACAAUGAGCCACGUCCUUUUGUUCGUUCUGUGGGCCAUCGUUGCCGCCAUCCCCUGCCAAGACCAUGGCCUCCAGACCAACAUCACCAUCCCCAAUCUAUUCCCGUGGAGCCGUUCCCUCCAGACACUCCAUUCCCGGAUAAUGGAAGAAUCCAAGAAACGCGGUCGAAACUCCAACAACGGACUACUAAAGGAAAUCCAUCAAAUCGAAAAAGGCGUCCACCACUUAUCCGAGCUGCUAGAUUCUCCUCAGCUCCCGCUCUCCGAGGAACACAAGGAAGACGUCAGGGAAAGCGUGGGGACACUAUCGCUGGUAUCCAAAACUUACCAGACAGAGCUCGGGCCGCUAGAACGCCAACUGAGGGAGGUCUUCAGAAAAAUCAGAACCUGUCGCGCCGAGGGUCUCGAGUUCUUGGCGAAUACCUGAGAGUGAGAAACAUAAACCUAUGACUGUUGUGUUGUGUUGUUUUGUCAACUGUAAGUGAAGAAGGAAGCCUUAAAAGUUCCAGCAAUUGCCAUCACUGUUUGGAAGAACAUUUUGAGAUGGCAAUUGGUGGAAUUCAAAACUUUCAGUGCUGAUGGGUAUGAAUUGGUGGAAACAUUAAUGGCUAUGAUGUGGAAGAGAAGAUUUUGUUUGAUGUUUGUUUAUGUUCAAAUCUUUUAACUUUCAACUCUGUUCUGUUUCACUGUUUGGAUAUACUCCGUAUAAUUUACAGAUCUUUUUAUUA